Molecule: messenger RNA, 1665 nt
Organism: Musa acuminata subsp. malaccensis (wild Malaysian banana)
Lineage: Eukaryota; Viridiplantae; Streptophyta; Magnoliopsida; Zingiberales; Musaceae
Source: RefSeq, a predicted model, not a curated record
AAGGUUGGGUGGUGGUAGUGGCAAAAUGUGUCAUUCACAUUUGUUCCUGUAUGGAACUAUAAUGGCUUGAGAGAAUCGUUGGAAUUUUCUCGUUGUCUGCUGCCUACGUUGGACCGUCUUAAGUGGCAACCAAACCAGGGAGGGAGAGCGAGAGAGAAAGAGAGAGAGAGAGGUGCAGAUCGUAAGAUCGCCGAUUCCGGUCUGCAUCAUAAAAGCGUCCCACAUGGCUUCGCUGCCGCUGGGACCUCACCAUCCCCCACCACCGCCCGGCCACGCCGCCGCCGCCGCCGCCGCCCUUAACCUCGCGCCACCUCCCCGUACGGAAUUUGCCGACAACAAGCAAGCAUCUGGUGACCAGGGGAAUGAACCAGUAACUGGUCAUAUCAUCUCCACCACCAUCGGAGGCAAGAAUGGCGAACCAAAGCAGACCCUUAGUUAUAUGGCAGAGCGUGUUGUGGGGACGGGCUCAUUCGGAAUUGUCUUCCAGGCCAAAUGUUUGGAAACGAGAGAAACAGUUGCAAUAAAGAAGGUUUUACAGGACAAAAGAUACAAAAAUCGUGAACUUCAAUUGAUGCGCACAAUGGCUCAUCCAAAUGUUAUCUCUCUAAAGCAUUGUUUCUUCUCAUCCACAAGUAGCGAUGAGCUUUUCCUUAACCUAGUUAUGGAAUAUGUGCCUGAAUCUCUUUAUGGCGUCCUAAGGCAUUAUAGCAAUGUGAAUCAGAGGAUGCCACUCAUCUUUGUGAAGUUGUAUACAUAUCAGAUAUUUAGAGGUCUGGCUUAUAUCCAUACUGUUCCAGGAGUUUGUCAUAGAGAUUUGAAGCCACAAAAUAUUCUCGUAGAUCCCCUCACUCACCAAGUCAAGCUAUGUGAUUUUGGAAGUGCAAAAGUUCUGGUUAAUGGUGAAGCAAACAUAUCUUACAUUUGUUCUCGCUAUUACCGUGCUCCAGAGCUUAUUUUUGGCGCAACAGAAUAUACAACAUCCAUAGAUAUAUGGUCAGCAGGUUGUGUUCUUGCUGAGUUACUACUUGGCCAGCCAUUAUUUCCUGGAGACAGUGCUGUCAAUCAGCUUGUUGAGAUAAUCAAGGUUCUUGGAACUCCAACCCGUGAGGAAAUUCGGUGCAUGAAUCCUGGCUACACAGAGUUCAGAUUUCCACAGAUAAAAGCUCAUCCAUGGCAUAAGAUUUUCCACAAGCGAAUGCCGCCAGAAGCGAUAGAUCUUACGUCACGCCUCCUCCAAUACUCCCCAAGUUUUCGUUGCACUGCAUUGGAAGCAUGCGCCCAUCCCUUCUUUGAUGAACUGCGAGAACCCAAUGCACGAUUGCCAAAUGGUCGCCCUCUUCCUCCUCUUUAUAACUUUAAACAAGAAUUAGCUGGAGCAUCACCAGAUCUCAUCAACAAGCUGAUUCCAGAACAUGCCAGGCGUCAAUCUGGUUUCGGUUGCUUGCAUAUGGCUGGAACAUGAGUUGGAAACACUGUUGCGGUGUUUUUUUUUUUUCAGUAAUGAAAAUCUGGGGAAAAGAUGAAUCAGCAUAGUGGGAACUGAUGAAAGGUAGCUUAUCUAUUCAGUCUCGGGAACAUGGAUGUAAUUUGAUGGCGCUGGGUGUUGAGAUGUAUGACCGGUCACAAAGGUGUGGUUCAAGAUUUCUCUGCGGUGUUUGGUCCUUU